AUGGCUGAUAAAGUUGCAUCGUAUCACGACGAUCCCGAUCGACUGGCUCUUGCGCAACAAAUGGAGGAUAACAAAACACAUGCGGUAAAGUCGAAGUUCGACUACGCAAUUCUCAUGGACGAAUGCACAAAGAGCGGUGCGCCGUACAUGCUGCUAGUUGAAGACGACGUUGUCUUCUUGCAUGGAUGGCGCCAUCGAACAAUGAAAGCCUUGGGAAUAGCAUCAGUGGAGUCGUGGGGGGCAGCCCACACAGACUUCCUUUAUUUGCGACUCUUCCAUCAUGAAGGUCUUCGAGGGUGGAACGUCGAAUCGUGGCGCAGAUACCUUGGAUGGUCCGUUGUCAGUACCACGAGUAGUUUAUGCGCCUUGUUUUUGGCACGCCGAUUUGUAACCUCAGCCCGACGACAUCUCACACGAUCAGUUGUCCUACUUGUACCGUUUGUCUUCACUCCCCUCCUGAUAAUACUGUACUUCGCCGCGGGGGCCAACUGCGUACAGCCGCAGCCCGAGGGUGUGCACUUGAUGCCCAAAAAUGCAUGCUGCGGCCAGGCCCUUGUUUUCCCUCAAACUACUGUCACCAAGGAGCUUCUGCCGCUUUUCGAGAAGAAUCGAUGGUCAGAGUCGCCUACUGACAGCUUCAUCGAGGAUUAUGCAAAUGCUAAAGGAGGACUGCGAUGGGGACUGACGCCCGUGGUUGUGCAACAUGUUGGAAGCACGAGUACCUACAAUACGGAUGAACGGCUGUAUGGGAAUAUGACCCCGAGUGAUAUUUGGAACUACAAGUUCGAGGAAAAUGCACCGUCUAGUUUAGCUGAGGAGCAUUUGCGGCUGUAUGGGCCAGUUAUGACGAAUGAUUAG
This is a messenger RNA of Pochonia chlamydosporia 170, 858 nucleotides long. RefSeq lists its product as hypothetical. The record is from RefSeq and is a predicted model, not a curated record. Bases 1 to 858 code for a protein of 285 amino acids. Gene Ontology annotation, biological process: GPI anchor biosynthetic process. Gene Ontology annotation, molecular function: glycosyltransferase activity. The transcript has 2 exons. Lineage: Eukaryota; Fungi; Ascomycota; Sordariomycetes; Hypocreales; Clavicipitaceae. Gene Ontology annotation, cellular component: Golgi membrane.